Ostertagia ostertagi is the source of this 759-nucleotide messenger RNA. NCBI's taxonomy places the organism in Eukaryota, Metazoa, Nematoda, Chromadorea, Rhabditida, Trichostrongylidae. The record is from the annotation of a GenBank genome assembly.
AUGGCUGAAAUUGUCAAGUUGGUGACAUGUAUUGUAGUACUCUUUCACAACCAUGGUUGGCGAUGGUCUGCUUUCCAGAGCGAGAUUCACACUGAGGUCAUACAAAAGCGAAGUGAAACAUUAAAGGUUGCAGUCCCUGCUGUGCUGUACGUGAUUCAGAACAAUCUUCUCUUCCUUGCCCUUUCAAAGCUGGAUGCUGCCACAUAUCAGGUAACUUAUCAACUGAAGAUCCUAACCACUGCAUUCUUCUCUGUCACCAUGCUUGGACGUUCACUCAACCGUUUGAAAUGGCUCGCGCUAAUCAUGCUUACUGGAGGUGUUGCCCUUGUGCAGAUGCCAGCAGGUGGCACAGCUAAGCAAACUGCUGGUGGCCACACCUCAGACAGUAUUGUUGGCCUGUUGGCUGUGCUUGCAGCGUGUUUUUCGAGCGGUUUUGCUGGUGUUUAUUUCGAGAAGAUUUUGAAAACCACAAAUGUUUCGCUCUGGAUGCGCAAUCUUCAACUAGGAUUUCUCAUGUGCUGGCUUUAUGAUUACGAAGCUAUUCAAAAAGAUGGCUUCCUGCAAGGUUAUAACAAUAUCAUUUGGAUUGUUGUCAUGCUCCAGGUUUUGCUUGUUCUCCUCUCAACACUCUUCUCGUCAUUCGCUUCGUGGUUCUUUCUUGAAUGUUUUGCCGCUGCGCCUGACCACCUGUUUAUCGUGUCACCGUUCAUGGUAGCGGGUAUGAACCGAAGAACUCGCCAACCGCCUCAUACAGCGUAA